This is a messenger RNA of Cornus florida, 4290 nucleotides long. RefSeq names its product spliceosome-associated protein 130 A. Gene Ontology annotation, biological process: mRNA splicing, via spliceosome. Bases 156 to 3788 code for a protein of 1210 amino acids. NCBI's taxonomy places the organism in Eukaryota, Viridiplantae, Streptophyta, Magnoliopsida, Cornales, Cornaceae. Gene Ontology annotation, molecular function: U2 snRNA binding; protein binding. The record is from RefSeq and is a predicted model, not a curated record. Gene Ontology annotation, cellular component: nucleus; U2 snRNP. The transcript is spliced from 4 exons.
UUCCCUUGCACCCAACCCGCUUUUUAUCUCUCUUGCGGUGGGGUUUAUACAAUUCGUCUCGUUUUCGGGUUCAACUAUACUGUCCAAAUAGGGUUUUUCUUUUCGCUUCGGCUCUCAAUUCCGUCUGUUUCGUUUCCGAGUUCUAGGGUUUAGCUAUGUAUCUCUACAGUCUCACUCUACAACAAGCCACUGGCAUAGUAUGUGCCAUCAACGGAAACUUCUCGGGAGGAAAGUCCCAAGAAAUCGUGGUCGCUCGCGGCAAAGUUCUCGAUCUCUUGCGUCCUGAUGACAACGGUAAGAUCCAAACCUUACUCUCUGUUGAAGUUUUUGGUGCUAUUAGGUCUUUGGCUCAGUUUAGGUUAACUGGUUCUCAAAAAGAUUACAUUGUUGUUGGGUCUGAUUCGGGUAGAAUCGUAAUCCUUGAAUACAACAAGGAAAAGAAUGUAUUUGAUAAAAUUCACCAAGAAACUUUCGGGAAAUCGGGGUGUCGCCGGAUUGUUCCGGGGCAGUAUCUGGCAAUUGACCCAAAAGGUCGUGCCGUGAUGAUUGGUGCUUGUGAGAAGCAGAAGCUUGUUUAUGUGUUGAAUAGGGAUACGGCAGCUAGGUUGACGAUUUCGUCGCCGUUGGAGGCACAUAAGUCUCACACGAUUGUGUAUUCGGUUGUGGGGGUUGAUUGUGGGUUUGACAACCCUAUUUUUGGUGCUAUUGAGUUGGAUUAUUCAGAGGCCGACCAGGAUUCAACUGGCCAGGCGGCCAGUGAGGCCCAGAAAGUCCUUACUUUCUACGAGCUAGAUCUUGGACUCAAUCAUGUUUCGAGGAAGUGGUCGGAACAGGUUGAUAAUGGUGCUAACAUGCUUGUUAAUGUUCCGGGCGGUGGGGAUGGACCGAGUGGUGUCCUUGUUUGUGCUGAAAAUUUUGUCAUAUAUAAGAAUCAAGGUCACCCAGAUGUUCGGGGUGUUAUUCCAAGGCGAGCAGACUUGCCUGCGGAACGUGGGGUUCUUGUAGUUUCGGCUGCCAUGCAUAAGCAGAAGUCCAUGUUCUUUUUUCUUUUGCAGACAGAGUAUGGGGACAUUUUUAAGGUGACACUAGAUCAUGACAAUGACCGGGUUACAGAGUUGAAGAUUAAGUAUUUUGAUACAAUUCCUGUUACUUCUUCGUUGUGUGUUUUGAAGUCGGGGUUUCUAUUUGCUGCUUCAGAGUUUGGGAAUCAUGCAUUGUAUCAGUUUCAGGCAAUAGGGGACGAUCCUGAUGUGGAGUCUUCAUCGGCUACAUUGAUGGAAACUGAAGAAGGUUACCAGCCAGUAUUUUUCCAGCCUAGAAAACUUAAGAACCUUGUUAGGAUUGACCAACUUGAGAGCUUGAUGCCAAUAAUGGACAUGAAAGUAUCAAAUCUCUUUGAGGAAGAAACUCCGCAGAUUUUUACACUUUGUGGGAGGGGUCCUCGUUCAUCCCUACGGAUACUAAGACCGGGUUUGGCUAUCAGCGAGAUGGCUGUUUCACAACUUCCCGGUGUCCCAAGUGCAGUUUGGACGGUGAAAAAGAAUGUCAAUGAUGAGUUUGAUGCGUACAUUGUUGUCUCUUUUGCGAAUGCUACUCUUGUGCUCUCUAUCGGUGAAACAGUUGAAGAAGUUAGUGAUAGUGGGUUUCUUGAUACAACCCCCUCACUUGCAGUUUCUUUGAUAGGCGAUGAUUCUCUGAUGCAAGUUCACCCAAGUGGUAUUAGGCAUAUAAGGGAAGAUGGACGUAUUAAUGAGUGGAGAACUCCUGGAAAGAGGUCAAUUGUCAAGGUUGGAUACAAUAGACUUCAAGUGGUUAUUGCCCUGAGUGGAGGGGAGCUUAUAUACUUUGAGGUGGAUAUGACUGGCCAGUUAAUGGAAGUUGAAAAGCACGAAAUGUCUGGGGACGUGGCUUGUUUAGAUAUUGCACCGGUUCCUGAAGGAAGACAAAGAUCCCGUUUCCUUGCAGUCGGAUCAUACGACAACACUAUUCGUAUACUAUCUUUGGAUCCUGAUGACGGUAUGCAGGUCUUGAGCGUGCAGAGUGUUUCCUCCCCUCCAGAAUCUCUUCUCUUUCUUGAAGUUCAGGCUUCUGUUGGUGGGGAGGAUGGUGCGGAUCACCCAGCUAGCCUUUUUCUUAAUGCCGGUUUACAGAAUGGAGUCCUGUUUAGAACAGUGGUGGAUAUGGUGACAGGUCAGCUUUCAGAUGCCCGUUCCCGGUUCUUAGGAUUGAGAGCCCCAAAGCUAUUUUCUGUGAUCGUGAGAGGACGCCGUGCUAUGCUUUGCUUGUCAAGUAGACCGUGGCUUGGUUACAUACACCAAGGACAUUUCCUAUUAACACCUCUAUCAUAUGAGACUCUUGAAUAUGCAGCCUCGUUUUCAUCUGAUCAGUGUUCAGAAGGUGUAGUUGCUGUUGCCGGGGAUGCAUUGAGGGUUUUUACUAUUGAGAGAUUGGGUGAAACAUUUAACGAAACUGUGAUUCCUUUGCGCUACACCCCGAGAAAGUUUGUGCUUCAACCCAAGCGGAAACUGUUAGUAAUUAUUGAGAGUGAUCAGGGAGCAUUCACAGCAGAAGAGCGUGAAGCUGCGAGAAAGGAGUGCUUUGAGACUGCUGGAAUGGGGGAAAAUGGAAGUGUGGAGCAGAUGGAGAAUGGUGGGGAUGAUGAAGAGGAUCCCCUUUCUGACGAGCAGUAUGGCUAUCCAAAGUCUGAGUCAGACAAGUGGGUUUCUUGCAUUAGGGUUCUUGACCCAAGGAAAUCAGAUACGACUUGCCUGCUGGAACUUCAGGAUAAUGAGGCUGCAUUCAGCAUAUGCACAGUAAAUUUCCAUGAUAAGGAGUACGGAACUCUUCUCGCAGUUGGUACAGCAAAGGGCCUGCAAUUUUUGCCCAAAAGAUCCUUUGCUGCUGCUUAUAUUCAUAUUUACCGAUUUCUGGAAGAUGGGAAAUCCCUUGAACUUUUGCACAAGACGAAAGUGGAAGGUGUUCCUCUUGCAAUGUGUCAGUUUCAGGGAAGAUUACUGGCUGGAAUCGGACCUGUGCUUAGAUUAUAUGAUUUGGGGAAAAGGAGAUUGCUGAGGAAAUGUGAGAAUAAGCUGUUCCCCAACAUGAUCACCUCUAUCCAUACAUAUCGUGAUCGGAUUUAUGUAGGUGACGUUCAAGAGUCAUUCCAUUAUUGCAAGUAUAGACGUGAUGAAAAUCAACUAUAUAUAUUUGCUGAUGACUCCGUUCCGAGAUGGCUUACUGCAUCAUACCACAUAGAUUUCGACACCAUGGCAGGUGCAGACAAGUUUGGCAACUUCUAUUUUGUGCGGUUACCACAGGAUGUGUCGGAUGAGAUUGAAGAAGAUCCAACUGGUGGGAAGAUAAAGUGGGAGCAGGGGAAGCUGAAUGGAGCCCCAAACAAGGUAGAGGAAAUAGUACAGUUUCAUGUUGGUGAUGUGGUUACUUGUCUGCAGAAGGCAUCUCUAAUUCCAGGUGGUGGAGAGUGCAUCAUUUACGGGACUGUAAUGGGAAGCUUGGGGGCAUUGCUUGCAUUCACAUCUCGGGAUGAUGUCGACUUCUUUUCUCAUUUGGAGAUGCAUAUGAGGCAAGAACACCCACCUUUGUGCGGAAGAGAUCACAUGGCCUAUAGAUCUGCUUAUUUUCCUGUCAAGGAUGUGAUUGAUGGAGAUUUGUGUGAGCAGUUCCCAACAUUGCCGCUGGAUUUGCAGCGAAAAAUUGCAGAUGAAUUGGAUAGAACUCCAGCAGAGAUUCUGAAGAAACUUGAAGAAGUUCGGAAUAAGAUCAUUUGAGAAUUAUAAGUCCUAAGGUUUUGGUGACAAUGUGAGCGUGCUGGGGCUUGCCCGUGGAUCUACAGGGGGCAGCGAAUUCUCUCAUCUGAUUCAAGUAUGAGCAUGGAUCGAAAACCCACUUGGGGAAACUGAGAGUGCAUUGGACAAAACAGAAAGCAGUACUUGCACCUCCCAGUUGGCUUCUUUAAUUCCUCGGGUCUUUUGUUGUUGUAAUUAGACACUAACAGAUUUUUAUGGCUUCUUUAGUGGAUUUAAUCCGUUAAUCUUUAGGUGUGAUGUUAAACUCUCCCCCUCGUACUAUACAUUGCGCGUCUUGCAGUAAGAAUAGAUUUGUUUUUAUACCGUUCUUGGCUAUCCUAGUUCAUAUGCAGCAGUAGAGAUGGUUCUUUCUCAAACAUAUUCACUUUUAACUUGUGGAAAGGAAGGUUUAUUUUCCUUCUUGAUGUGAUAGAACGUAGAAGCAGAACCCUUGAAUGAAAUCAUCUCAUUUUACACUUGGUUA